Salvelinus namaycush (lake trout) is the source of this 1142-nucleotide messenger RNA. RefSeq names its product nicotinate-nucleotide pyrophosphorylase [carboxylating]-like. The record is from RefSeq and is a predicted model, not a curated record. Gene Ontology annotation, biological process: quinolinate catabolic process; NAD+ biosynthetic process. The transcript is spliced from 5 exons. The coding region runs from base 172 to 1083 and encodes 303 amino acids. Gene Ontology annotation, cellular component: cytoplasm. Gene Ontology annotation, molecular function: nicotinate-nucleotide diphosphorylase (carboxylating) activity. Lineage: Eukaryota; Metazoa; Chordata; Actinopteri; Salmoniformes; Salmonidae.
UUCACAUUCUUCGCUUAGCUUGUAAACAUUACAACAUGAGCAAAGGAGCAAAUUCCACUUUUCUGGUGUUGUCCUCUUUGAAUGUCCUAAACAAUCACUGAAUCAAAGUUGAGGAACAUUGUUACUUUUGUGAACAACUUUCCGGCGUCACGUUUUACCUCCCCUCUCAAGAUGACGACUCUACAUUAUGACUUGUCACACACCCUCCCUCCCCACACGCUGUCCCGGCUGGCACGGGAGUGGCUGGCAGAGGACACACCGAACUUUGACCCUGCAGGGCUGUGUGUGGGGUCACAUGAGGUCGAGGCCAGGUUGUUGUGUAAAACGCCGUGCAGCAUGCUGGCAGGCAGGCCUUUCUUCACUGCUGUCUUCACUGAGCUCAGCUGCACUGUGGAAUGGGCACACAAAGAGGGAGCACAGCUGGGUCCAGAUGCGGUGGCCCAGACUGCUGUGGUCAGAGGCCCAGCAAGAUGUAUCCUCCUCGGGGAGAGACCGGCCCUCAACUGCCUGGCCCGGGCCUCGGGGAUAGCCACCCGCUGCUCCCAGCUACAGAGCAUCGUCAGGGAGGCAGGCUGGCAUGGCCAUGUGGCUGGCACGCGUAAAACCACCCCUGGGUUCCGGCUGGUGGAGAAGUAUGCCAUGCUGGUGGGCGGCGUGUCCAUGCACAGACAGGACCUGAGUGGGAUGGUGAUGCUGAAAGACAAUCAUAUAUGGGCAUCAGGGAGUAUCACACAGGCGGUGAGGGACGCCCGCUCGGUGUGUGGCUUCAGCAGUAAGAUUGAGGUGGAGUGCGGCAGCCGGGAGGAGGGCAGUGAGGCGGCCACGGCAGGAGCCGACAUCGUCAUGCUGGACAACUUUAAGCCACAGGAACUCCAUGCGGCAGCCCAGCUUCUGAAGGAGGAGUUCCCUUCUGUGCUAAUCGAGGCCAGUGGAGGGGUGACCCCAGACUCCCUGCCCCAGUAUCUCUCCCCCCAUGUGGACAUCAUCUCUCUGGGCUGCAUAACCCAGGGCUGCCCCGUGGUAGACUUCUCCCUCAAGGUUCAAAAGCCUGUUGCCUUUCCAAUUAUUUUCCAAUCAAAGUAACUGUGGCAAAUCAGGAUUUUUGUUAAUAAAGUGAAAAUAAAAAGCAACGGUCAAUUUCC